Messenger RNA from Branchiostoma floridae (Florida lancelet), 2147 nucleotides. Its product is annotated as fos-related antigen 1-like. The transcript has 3 exons. Gene Ontology annotation, biological process: regulation of transcription by RNA polymerase II. The record is from RefSeq and is a predicted model, not a curated record. Gene Ontology annotation, cellular component: nucleus. Gene Ontology annotation, molecular function: DNA-binding transcription factor activity, RNA polymerase II-specific; RNA polymerase II cis-regulatory region sequence-specific DNA binding. The coding region runs from base 167 to 1240 and encodes 357 amino acids. Lineage: Eukaryota; Metazoa; Chordata; Leptocardii; Amphioxiformes; Branchiostomatidae.
AUGCAGGGCUUCCCCACUCCUCAUUUCAAACGAGUGACUCACGAAGAACACACUGCCCACCAACCUUCGGUAAAACCACAAGACACCGGAAGCUUGGUACCGCCUACUUGACCCCACAGUGUACGGAAGUUCUCUGGACACCACGGUUACCCAGACUUUCUCGGAAAUGUACGGCAAGCUGAUCGGAGAGCUGGACGGGUCGGGCCACUGCAGCCCCGCGUCUAUCAUGUCCGACGAUAGUUGUUCGUCCAUGGCCACUACAGCAAGCCAGGACUUUGCUGGAUCUGGGAACGAGUUCACAUCCAACCUGAACACACUGGCCAACGCUGCGUCAGACCCAACCAUGCAGUGGAUGGUCACCACCUCCAACGCCAUCUCCAACUCUGCCACUCCUGCAGCUUUCACCAACGCAGUCAACGUGGCAAACAGCCCAGAGAUCAAAGUGUUGUUGGACGCCGCAGCACGCCGACGGAGACGCAUCCCAGAUCAUGAGCUGCCAUUUGAUGAGCGUGAGAAGCGCCGUGUGCGCCGUGAGCGGAACAAGCUGGCUGCAGCCAAAUGCCGCAACCGCCGCCGUGAUCUUACUGAAGAACUGAUCGCACAAACUGAAGACUUGGAGGAGGAGAAGGCUGGGCUGGAGGCUGAGAUUGCCAGUCUCCAAGCUCAGAAGGAACAGUUACAGUUCAUCCUCCAGGCACACAAGCCUGCCUGCAAGAAGAUACGCACAGACUCGGACUCUGACAGCACUAUCACCCCCUCCAGCAGCCCUGGCCGCAAAUCCAUCUCCCCCAAACCUGCUAACCUGACCCUCCCGCUGACUGCCAUCACCACGUCCCCCAGUCUCAACACACCCAGCAUCACCACCUGCGCCCUGACCACGCCCACGCUCACCACGCCUAACCUCACCACCACUCUGGAGUCCUUCAUGUCGUCCCUGGACACGCCCACCAUUGUGACGGCUUCCAGUGAUUUUGACACCUUCACCACGUCGGCAACGCUGACCACGCCCACCAUCCCAAACAUGGAUGGAGUAUUUGCCGAGCCCAACCCCUUCACCAUGGCAACAACCCCCGUCUCCAUGACAACCUCCCUCUUCACCUAUCCCCAUGUCACGGAGACGUUGGACCUUCCCUUCCCCACCUCGGGACAGGCCUGUGCCCAGCAGGUGCAGCGUUCCAGCUCAGGUUCUGCCAGCGACAGCACACCUGAAGCUACCUCACCUAGGUGGAUUUCCUUGUGAUUAUCCACGACUUAAAGACUUACAAAGACACUUGUAAUACUGUUGUCAGUAUAUUGUUUAUACCAGCAUUGUUCAAUCUACAAAAAUGUAUGUACAAAGACCUACUAUUUGUUUUUAAAAGAUUUUGUAUGAGAAUUUCAGGUGUAAAAUGAAAAUUGAAGGGCCAACAGACAUGGCCAAGAAAAUAGAGUUGUAAGCGUAAUUUGGUAGCAAUUCUGCGGACACUGCCAGGGUGUGCGGAGGGAAGUAGUGUGCCGGUAACAUGGAACUUCUCAGGGCACAGGGCUGGACUGCAGGGCAGCAGGGAGGGAACAUUGUACUGUGGUGACUCAGAGAUGGCUCCCUAGUCCACAGCCAAGUGGAUAAACCAUGGCCGUUUUUCAAUGUCAGGGGGACUUUCCUCAUGCCCUACUUUCACAUGGCGAGUCACUUUCUCUUUUUGGGUUUGGUGCAAUACCAUACAUGGACAUUUUAGGGCUUCUUUAAUGAUGAAUCAUAAGUGAACCAAAAACAAAGUGUGAUUCAGGACUUUUAUUGCCUGGCAUUGUUUCUAUGCCCCACAAUGAGCAGUCAUUGUAUAUAUAAUAUGUGGUAUGACUCAUACAUACCAAAUAGCUAUUUAUUGCUUUUAUGAUGAAGUGGAGGAAUUUGACAUAUAGAUGAGUGAUUUACUUCUUAUUAUGCAAAACAGAUUAUUUAUUUUCAAGAGACUUGUUAACUUAUUUAAUUAUGUAUGAGGGUACUGCCAUUGAUAUUUAUACCUAAAUAUGAUAUCAUUUAGCAUGUCACUAUGGAGAGGCAUGUUCUUUGGACAGCUCUCUUGCUAAAACACUUAAGUUAUUUAUUCAGGCAUUUUGUCUAUGCAGAUUAUUAUAUUUUGAUAAAAUAAAAGUUGACUGAUACUUAA